Molecule: messenger RNA, 1164 nt
Organism: Pelagomonas calceolata
Lineage: Eukaryota; Pelagophyceae; Pelagomonadales; Pelagomonadaceae
Source: the annotation of a GenBank genome assembly
AUGAUCCUCACGCAGUGCGCCGUCUGCGCCACGGACCUUGGCUUAACCUUGGGCAAGAAAUGCGGCCGCUGCAGCACGCGCUAUUGUGGGCCCGAAUGCCAGGUGCAGCACUGGAAAGACGGCGGGCACGACCAGCUCUGCAAGAAAAUAAAAAAAGCUGGCGGCGCCGAGCAGUACAACGCAAAUACGAAGUAUACGGAGGCCGUAGCAGUCGCGGCGGAGGUGUGCGCCGAGGACACGAAGGGCCAGACGUGCUACAUCUGUACGCAGGCCCUCCACUGGAAAACGAAGGAGGGCCUCGUGCGCGGGUGCUCGUGCCGCGGGACGGCGGGCUUCGCGCACGUGUCGUGCCUGGCGGAGCAGGCGAAGAUUUUGGUCGCGGAGGCCGAGGAGAACAAUUUGGGCACCAAGGCGUUGAACGAAAGGGGGAAACGGUGGUACUCGUGUAGCAUGUGCGAGCAAGACUACUACGGCUUCGUGCGAUGUGCACUCGGGUGGGCGUGCUGGAAGACGUACGUGGGCCGGCUGGAGACGAACUGGCCUCGGAGCUUUGCGAUGCACCAGCUUGGGAUCGGUCUACAUGAAGCAGGACGCCACGAGGACGAGUUGUCCGUGCGAGAGGCCGAAUUGGCUAUGCUGCGGCAACUUGGCGCACCGGAAGGAAAUCUGCUCGUCGUGCAGGGCAAUCUUGCGAACACAUAUGAUAAGCUUGGACGGGUCGAAGAGGCCCUAAAUCUAUAUCGUGAUGUAUACUCUGGAGAGUUGAUACUCUAUGGUACGGCACAUGAACAAACCAUUAUAUCAGCCAGCAACUACGCAUGGACUCUGAAAGCGCUACAUCGCUACGACGAAGUGAAGACACUGAUGCACAAAACACUGCCUGUGGCGCGGCGCGUGCUCGGCGAGAGUGAUAUCACCACGCUCAGACUGAGGUGGAAUUACGCGUCGUCGCUCUACCUGGACUCCGGCGCCACGCUCGACGAUCUCCGCGAGGCCGUGACGACGAUCGAGGAGACGGAGCGGACCGCGCGGCGCGUGCUCGGUGGCGCGCACCCGACCGCAAUGGCGAUUGCAGAUUCCCUGCGAAGGGCGCGAGCAGCGCUCGCCGCCCGCGGCGACGACGUCAGCGCCGUCUGCGAGGCCCUGCGUAAGGCCGAGGUGUAA